Molecule: messenger RNA, 2008 nt
Organism: Desarmillaria tabescens
Lineage: Eukaryota; Fungi; Basidiomycota; Agaricomycetes; Agaricales; Physalacriaceae
Exons: 3
Coding region: 101-1915 (604 amino acids)
Source: RefSeq, a predicted model, not a curated record
CUAGCAUGGACACACGUGCCCACUGUCUCGAAGCUGCCCUCCACGACGAGCAAGCUCGAUUCUCUAUUGUGCUCACUGUGUGACCGCCAAGGCUUAAGGCAUGAGCCUCAACAACUCUGCCAAUGGACGUCCUGUUGACAAGGGCAAAGGAAGAGCCGUGGAGCCUCCUACCGAACGCACGCCUUUAAUCCCGCCCGCCUCGAGCUCGCUAUCCUCGUCCGUGUCCGAUAUCGAGCCAUUGCACACGCAGUCUCGACGACCGCUCCUGUAUAAACUGCUUUAUGUUUUCUUUAUCUCCCUAUUGCUUUGCGUUGUCGUUGUUGUCGCCCUCGCAUUACUCGCAUGGUCUUACGCUUCACGGGCCUCAAACCUGUCUCCCGAUACCAUCAUUAACGAUGGACUCGUCUUUGAGGGCCCAAGUCGCGUGGAUGUACUCAAUAUGACAGAUACCGGUGAAAUAUGGGCUCUAAUAGAGGGAAGAAUAGGCCUGGACGCUGGUGGUGUUACCGGUAUGAACAGUGCCGACCAGGAUAAUCUGGUGCAGGACCUGUGGAAAUCACUAGGCAGAUGGGGGAUUCGGAAGUUGGACCGUGUUUCAGUCCAUAUGUCCAGUGUACAUGUCGUAUCGGAGCAUGGUGAACGACUGGCAACUCUCACCAUUCCUUCCCAGGAAAUAGCCAUAACGGCUGAUCCUCCUGACGACUUAUCAUGGCUUCAGCCCGUCUCCACAACCGUAUUCAUUCAGCCAACGACUAACGGUUCUGUCCUGAAAUCCUUUGUCCAAGAGGCAUGGAGAGAAGGCUCAUUCGCUCUGAAAAUGGAUAUUGGAGAGGUUGCCGUUGAAGGGGGUAGCUUAGGCAAUACUGGUUGGAGGCAUAAUCUUCACAAUAAAUUCAGAGAUGUCAACACUGUCAUACGGUUGAUAAUUCCUAGACUUCCAGGACUACCCCAGCCUGGUCGAAAUGUUCCAUCUCCUUCCCUGGAAGAUCUUAUAAACCUUGAAUCUUUUUCAGUAACGACUGUCAACGACAAGUUGACUCUGGCGGCUUGUGCGACCAUCAUCGAUCCUGCACCUCCAUCAUUCAACUUCACUUUGCCACCCCUCCCAUUCGUCGUAUCCUUUCCUCCAGACGUUCCAAUUGCUCAUGUGACGACAGAAUCAUUCACAACGACUCAUCCGAAUAUUACCCUGCACAUGACGGGAUCAGUACUUCCCCUACCAUCUGGUUCUUCUUCCGUUCUUUCUACCUUUCUAUCACGGUACCUCUCCGCACUACCUAAUCCAAUAACUAUCUCAACACCCUUGGUAUCAAAUCUAUCAGUGGAUGCCGUAUUUCCGGGACCUCGGCCUCGACCUAAGGUUUUGCGCAAUGUCACUAUUCAUGACAUGAAGAUCAAGCCUCGGGGGAGCAUUUUCUUCGCGAGUGGCACUGUCUUUGCUCGCAUUGUCUUGCCGAAGGGUAUGAACAUCGACUUGGACGUCAGCCAUGUUCUACCUGGUGUGCUGGUGUUCGAUGGGGAGCCGCCACAAAGCGACGCUGCCCUUCCCGAUCCACUGCCGGAUCAUGCGUUUGCGCACAUACAGCCUGACGAAUGGCUGGUUUCCAAGUGCGUCCCGGCAGAAAGCAACGAAGAUGGAGGUAGUGCUUUUGCCGUAAGCGCGAAGAUAGAAGAAGUCCCAUUAGAGGUACUACCUGGACGACAGAAGGAGUUUAGUAAUUUUGUCAGCAAGGUUAUAUUUGGCGCUGACGGUGCGCUGGCUGGUCUUGUAGGAACUGUUGCUGUCUGCGUGGAUGUGCCGGGAUUACCUUCAGAGGAUGAUAGCCUGCAACUAGAUGGGCUGCCGUUUCAGGGGAGUGUUCGUGUUGGGAAGAAGAGCAUAUUUUCAUUGACUGAAUGGCUACCUUUGCUAUGAUUUGGACUGAUUUUGUAACAACAUAUUGUAAUCACGCAUUCAUGUAUAGAUAAGGCAUUUCAUACAUUUACUCUGAAGUUAAGGGCUACGAGA